Messenger RNA from Peniophora sp. CBMAI 1063, 903 nucleotides. NCBI's taxonomy places the organism in Eukaryota, Fungi, Basidiomycota, Agaricomycetes, Russulales, Peniophoraceae. The record is from the annotation of a GenBank genome assembly.
AUGUUGACUUCAUUCACUAGCAUACAGAAUUUUUCGAAUGUGUAUGUUCCUCAGCCCAAUUUCUUUGCGCACGGCGAUGGAGCAACUAUCACACCCAGCCUCGCUCAAGGCUAUCUUUCGCACACAUUUACGGCCACUAUUGCAUACAUCUACAUCCGGACAACAUUAUUGAAGACCGAUGAUCCUACGAUCACUCUCUGUUUAAACGCGGUGCUGUGCUACGACACAUGCAUCCAGUCUCCACAAACACUCUUCAUACGAGACAUUCGCGGACUUGCCCCCCCAGAUUCUCCUACGUGUCUCUCAUGUGCCGCGAGUAUAGCUCUUCUGGACAUGAACGUGGCCUACUACUCGGGCGAUGGUACUAGUCGGGGCCCUGUUAUUCCACAACGGCUGGCAGCGCCGCGCUUCCCGGGCGGGCGCACACGACUAACUGGUGCUCGCCUAGAGCUUCCCAUCUUCUUUCAGCGAGAGGACAAUGGUGCACCUGGACUGUCGGUAGCAGAUGCGCUCAGUGGGCGUGUUCAUCUACGCGGCGUAACGGAACCCGCCCGUCUAGGGGGCAAGUCUUCAACGUAUAUCUGCAUCAAUUGGCCGGGCAUACCGGAAUUCAAGCGGCAGAUACAAACGCGAGACCAAACUCAACAGAGGAGUCCUAUUACGCUAGCUCGACUCGUGAAGCACGUGGGGCGCAGCGUUCAGCUUCUUUUCGAGCGGGAGUUGACGGGUACCCCGCCCAUCUCGGGGAGUUAUGACUCGCCCUUCUCUGCUCCGUGGAGAAUCGGAGAAGGGGGGAUUAGGCUGGACGAACUCCUUAUCGUCGGUGUCGUGCACGUCUCCCCUGGCGCGUUCCAGGUAGUCCUCCAGCUCGCACGUCCUCGGGGCGGGUUUGCCAUUCUGUGA